CAUCAAAGAGAGGACAGGUUUGGCUAGGCGAAUGUUAUCCAUUAUUAUUUAGCUUUAUUGAACUAAAAUGUGAUUAUUUUAAGGCAGUGCCAGCUUGAUAGCCAUCGGGACAUGGCUCUAUUGCCCGAACAAGGACAUCGACGGUGAUGUCUUGACCUCCAUUGCUUGCCUUGUACCAGAGGAGCCCAGGACAAGAUGCUGCUGAAGAUGCCCCAGAAGCUGCUGAAGACUGCCAACUACAUAGAGCUGGGCAGUUACCAGCACUGGCCGGUGCUGAUACCCCAGAGGAUAAGACUGUACACCUACGAGCAAGUCCCCCUCUUCCUCAAAGAAAACCCCUACAUUACAGAUGGCUACAGGGCUCAUCUGCCCUCCAAACUCUGCCUGAAGAGUAUUUUUAUCCUAUCUAAUGAGACGGUGAAUAUCUGGAGCCACCUGCUGGGCUUCCUCCUCUUCUUCUCUCUGGCGGUCAACGACAUCUCCACAGUACUGCCAGCCUCAGGAGCUCACAGAGAGGACUACGUCAUCUACGCUAUUGGACUGUUCUGCUUCCAGGUGUGCAUGUUGUGUUCAGUCGGGUAUCACCUGUUCUCGUGCCACCGGUCAGAGAAGACUUGCCGUCGCUGGCUUGCGUUGGACUAUGCUGGCAUCUCAGUCGGCAUCUUGGGCUGUUAUGUGCCUGGAAUCUUCUACGCUUUCUACUGCAAUGCUUUUUGGCGGCAGGUGUACCUGCUGACUGUGCUGUCGCUGAUCUUGGCAGUCUUCUGCGCCCAGAUCCACCCUCGUUACCUCAGCAACGACUGGCGGCGGCUGCGGAUGGCGAUCUUCUGCUGCGUGGCGGGCAUCAGCGUGAUCCCAGCAUGCCACUGGGUCUGGCUCAAUGGAGGAUACACCACUGAUGUAGUUAAGCUGUUCCUGCCCCGUAUUAUGGUGAUGUACUUGAUAGCUGGAUGUGCUUUCCUGUUCUACGUCACCAAAAUCCCUGAGCGCUAUUUCCCUGGCCAGAUGAACUACCUGGGUGCCAGCCACCAGUUGUGGCACAUACUGGUGGUCGUGAUGUUUUACUGGUGGCAUCAGACCGCUGUACACAUCAUGCGCUUCAGGCACAGCCAGUCCUGCCCAGCCUGGUCCAGCAGCAAGUGAAAACAGAUCAAAUCAUUUAAAAGGCAAUCGGUUAUAGACUAGUAUUCAACUAAACUCACCACAUUAACACUGAAAACCUUCUCUCCAGUUAGCUGCUGGUUAGAAGCAGCUACCUGAUGGUUGGUCAACCACUAAAUAACAAAGGCUCCUGACUAUUAGCUUAUUAGCUGCUUGUGCCUUGGCCAGCUGUUAAAGGCCAGUAUCUUUUCUUAAAAGUCUACUUUAUUCAACAGUAGAUAGCAGCUAACAGUGACCAGGAGCUACUGUGAAUUUUAAAUUCUCUGAACAAAAGGGCAGUAGACCAGAGCCUGUAUUAUAUAUUGUACUUUACUAUACUGUAUUGUAUAGUUCAUAGUUUGACUGCUGGCUAGUAGUCAGAAGAUCUACCAUAUGAUAAGAUCAGUCUUCAGGGACUGAUCUGAUGUCAAAACAUAAGGUGUGUAGCCUUUCAUGUUGCACCACGACCAUUAAAUCAACGCAUGAAACAGGAAUUUUAAUUUACUUGUAGAAACAGACUAGUCUUUGGUGUUUUUAAAUGAUAAUCACUUCAUCUUAUGGCUGAUUCAGAGACUUUUUUUGUACAGAGGUUUUGAAGAAAUUAUCCAUGAUUCUUUUUAAUCAAACAUAGCCACUGUGAUCAACGCCUUUUUUAACCUUUAGUUUAGAUUCAACUGUCGGUUUUCUACAAGACAAGAAAAAUAUCUUGAUCCAUGUCAGAAAGCACAGAAAAAAUAAUGAUGGUAUCACAGGAAGAAAUGGAAAUUCAACAUUUGGAUGCUGUGAAUUGCUAGUCUCGGUAAAAUGGCAUGUGCCGCUGCCUCAGAUAUUCAAAUAUUUUGAACAAAAAAAAAAAAAUUGGUAAAACUUGAUCAAUGAGCAAUCUGAAAUAUUAAAUGAGGUGGGGAACUGAAAAAGGAAACAAUGUGGGAACUAUAUUUAAUCUCAGUGCAUUGGUUUCUUAGAUUUAUUUGAUUUGUCUUGUGUGUCAUUUUUUUGUCUUUGGAACAAAGUCGGUUUUUGAAAAAAUACUUUGACAACUCUUUGCAAUGGACUUAGCCAGUAUGUUAAAGCUUCACUGGGCCCAGAUCACAGAGCAACGAUCAAAAUGUUGUACAAUCACUGUCAUAUUUCAUCAUCUGUCCCAUAUCUGUCUGCAAAGGGUUUGGGGCCACUACUAGUAGUUUACUGACGGUUCUGUGAAAACACGACAGUAUUGAGGGGUUUACAAAAAUACAAAUAAUGCUGUGUUUUUUAAGGGUUAGCAACAACUCACUUGCCACACAGCACUUCAGGAGAAUGAAAAAUUUGAACCCAUGGAAUUAGAGGUCCUAGUGGAAGAGGUUAACAAAAAUAUUGAUAUAAAUACCUUCCCUUCAAACAUAUUAUUUAUAGAUGCCCCAUAUUGCAUGUUCAUUAUGGCAAACGUACUAAAUGGACAGCUCGUAUUAUCUUGCACAUUUGAAAGACGCAAGCCUCAAUGCUCCCCGUUAGUUGAUCAGCUUGCACAUUUUUUGCAGGUGAUGUCAAGUUUGCACACGUUUUUACACACGCAAACCUUUAGUAAAUCAGGCCCUUUGUUUCUUAAAACAGUCUGAGUAGAUAUUACUCCAAACUAUGUGCAUGGUUAAAUAUCACUACUUAUAUGAGUUGUUUUUUUUGGGUGAACUGACCCUUGUUAGGUUGUGGUGAUGGGUCAGAUAUGUAUAUCAACUCCAGGGGUCAUCAGUUAUCAGCAGAGGGGAUUGUCAGUUGUUACCCCUGUGGUCCUUCUUAGGUCAGUUUUAAGUGUUUCAGGUAUAUUUUAACAGUUCUUUUCCCCUCGUUUACGUUGGGAGAGUUGCACAUUUAAAUUUUUGGUAUUAUGCGUUUUACAUAAAUCAUGUUUGUACUUCAUUUGCCUUAUAAUCCUUGAGUAUUUGUACUGUAUUCACACUUACUGUUACAGUCCACUUUUGGUCAAGAGGUAAACAUAACCUGAACAAAAUGAUUCAAUGUCACUGUCACACCACUAGGCCAGUAUGUUUGUUCUAUGUUUGUUUUAUAGUUCAGUUUAGUAUUUAGAAAAACUUACACAUUAAAGUUGAGAGCAUUUAUUGCUGCAGGCUGUAAAGCUGGAGAAUGCACUGUACAGGUGCUAAAAGAAGUGUUUUUCUGCUGCCUUUUUGAGUUUGUGUUUUUAUUUUUGAACAUGAACCCUCAGAUUAUCAUGAACUGCUUGAUCCUUUUUUUUUUUAAUGAUCUUGUGAUUGUUUUAUCCUGUGUGUUUGCUUUUUUUUUCUUGAAUAUCAUUUGUAUGAAAAAGCACUGGCGCUGACUUACGAGAUGUAUAUUUAUUUCAGUGCCUCUGCAAAUAUAUUUUUAAACAUUUUGAAUGAAUAAAGAAUGCGG
Scomber scombrus (Atlantic mackerel) is the source of this 3531-nucleotide messenger RNA. RefSeq names its product progestin and adipoQ receptor family member 3-like. Gene Ontology annotation, cellular component: membrane. The record is from RefSeq and is a predicted model, not a curated record. Gene Ontology annotation, molecular function: signaling receptor activity. The transcript is spliced from 7 exons. The coding region runs from base 196 to 1143 and encodes 315 amino acids. NCBI's taxonomy places the organism in Eukaryota, Metazoa, Chordata, Actinopteri, Scombriformes, Scombridae.